AUGGCAAAGCACAUGGAGAAUCUACAGAGAGUGAAGGCCAAAGUGGGGAAGGACAAACAGGUCACCAAAGCAGAGAUUGAUGACCCUAGCGCAAGCAUGGAGUUCCCCAAAAAUCCAAGAGGAGGCCACCAGGGACUCCCUCAACUAGCCACCAAUGCAGCCAUGGGUGCAGCCAUCAAUCUGAACUCAGAUGCUCAUGUUUGCAGGCUGGCAGAUAACUUGUCUGAAGCCAAAGCCAGGCUGGCUGAGAUAGAGAAGAGCCAAGCAGAAAUUAAUGCCAUUAGGACUCAGCUCCAAGCUGGAAACAGCAAGCUGAGCUGGGAGCACAAGGAAGCUCAGAGCAGGCUUAACCAGACCGUCCACACAAAGACUUCUCUCACGUCUGAAGUGGAUGACUUUGAGAGGCAGCUGGAUGAAGAGUCAAAGGUACUGGGGACAACCGACUACCUACAGAAGUUGCUGCUAUCAGGGGAGAUGCACUACCAGCUGCUUUACACACUGCUCGCUUUAGAGAGAAAGUUGGCUGCAAGGCUCCAAGAAGCAGAGGAGACAGCCGAAUCGGCCCGAGCCUGGGUAGCCAGCACAGAGAAAACUAAGUAGAAGCUUCAGACAGAAGUGGGGGACCUCACUCUUGACCUGGAAAAGGCCAACGGUGUUUGUGCUGCCCCGGACAAGAAGCCGAGAGCCUUUGAUCAGAUGCUGGCAGAAUAGCAACAAAAAUGGGGAGAGCUGCAGGUGGAAGUGGAUAGUUCCCAGAAGGAAUGCCUCACGUAUAUAACUGAAAAUUUCAAGCUUAAGACUGCCUAUGAAGAAGCCUUGGAGCACCUGGAAUCUGUUGAGAAAGAGAGGAAGACCCUUCAGGGGGAAAUUAAGGAUCUAAUCGACUAGCUGGGAGAGGGAGAGAAGAGUAUCGAGCUGCAGAAGAUAAAGAAGAAACUGGAGCUUGAGAAGGAUGAACUGCAGGCGGCACUGGAGGAAGCAGAGUCUUCCCUGGAGGUGCCAAUGUUACAGAUGUGACAGCUGCACACAGGCCUGCUGCCCACAUGCUGGCACAUGGAUUCUUUACCUAUAACCCCACAGAGGGCAUUUUUUCCUCCACCUGCUGUACAUUCCCUUGCAGGUUGAGGAAAGCAAACUGAUUCACACUCAGAACUGGCUCAGGUUAAAACUGAUAUUGACAGAAGAAUCCAUGAGAAGGAAGAAGAAUUUGAAGCAACCAGGUACACUGAUGGUAUGACAUGAAGUCAUAGGCUAAGACCAAAGCAAGGAAGUUCAAGUUAGAUAUUAGGAAAGUUUUCUAAUCAUAAGGAGUGUUACUCCUUGGAACAGAUUGUAUGGGGCUCAUGGAGUCUCCAUUAUUGAAAAUUAAGUGCAGUCUGGUCACACAUUUAGUGGGACGGGUUUAGCAAGAGAUGAUCAAGACUUCAGACAGUAGGAUUUUUAAGACUACCUCCUGAGAGCUCCCUCCAGCCUACGUGCUAAAUAAAGGUGUUCAAGAACAGCAUAGUGCAAAGUCUUGAUACCCCAUUUUUAAGCAGGUUUCAAAGUUACUGUGUUUUUAUUAUUUGGUAGGCAACAAUUUGAUAUAAAGGCUGGAUCAGACUCAGCAUAACAGAAUGCUGCAACAUAUGCUUCACUGGACUCUGCAGAAAGAAUCACCAGUGUGCAAUUGAGUCUCUGCAGGUGAGUCUGGAGACUGAAGCGAAGGGGCAUGCUGAAGCUCUCAGGCUCAAGAGGAUGGAAACUGAGCUGAACAAAAUGAAAAUCUAAAUGGAUCAGGCCAACAGGAACAACAGUGAGCUUGUUAAGACACUGAAAAAAACUGUAACAGCAGAUCAAGUUAAACUGGAAAGAGUGGAAGCAGGUCCCUAAAUGGAAAAGCAUAUGAGUUCUAUUGUACAGCUUAAGCAACAAAGCACUAGACUGUAUACUCUUGCUUGGAGAGACACCUUGAAUACAAACUCUGAAUUUGUUCAAAAGCCCUAGUUCUCCCACUUACACCAAUUUAAAUUUGCAGUAGUUCUAACAAACCUUACAGACAAGCACUACUAUCAGCUUUUGCCAAACUAAAUAUCCAAAGAACUACACACAUGCAGUUAAAUUAACAGAAGUUUGCUUUUAAGAGAAAUUUUCCUGCUACACUUGCUGACUGAAUGGUGCAGUGAUGAAAUGCACUAGAAACUAACCAAGAACUAAAACUAACCAGCUUCCUUCACCUCUUCAAAUCAAAAAUAAAAUUGUAUAAGUAAAUAACUAAAAGUCUAAUAUCACUGUGUUCCAACAAAGAGACAACUACUACCAAGAAUCUAAUUUUAGUAACUGAAAGGGGCGGGGGGAGAGACAGAGAGACUUACUGUCUGUGCCUCUCUCUCUAUAUACAGACACACUCAAACCUUGGUUGCACCAGUUUCAUUCAAGAAUAAUUCUCUUAAAGUCACUAUAGUUACAGUGAUGUAAAACAGGUAUACGUGAUCCUAGGAUCAAGCACUGUUUUUGGGUUGUUUCUUUUGUUUUUUUAAAUCUGACAUCCCCUUAGAGAAAGCUUUGCAGAGACAUCCUACAUCUUUCAGCUUCCUCUCAAUUCAUUAUUUAUGUUGAUCUUUCUUUCAAGACCUUCAGGUACAAACGGAUGAGGCUGCUCACCAGCACAAGGAGCUGCGGGAGCACAACCACCUGCAGGAACCCCGCUUCAGCCUGCUGCAGACAGAACUGGAAGGAGCGCACACUGGCCUGGAGGGCAGCGAGCACUUUUGCAAACUACUGAAUCAAGAGCUGGUAGAAGUCACAGAGAAGAAUAAUGACCUCAAAGACCAGCAACAACAAAAAAGUCCUCUAACAACAGCAACAACGAAAGUCCUCCAACGAUUCAUAUCGGCUUCUCACAUGGCAGAACUGUGUCAGGAGCUGGAUCACAGCAUACACCUGGAAAGGAUCAAGAAGAAUUAUGAAAUCACACAAGACCUGAAAGUAAAGAUGGAAGAGGCUGAGUAGUUAGUCCUGAAAGGA
Dromaius novaehollandiae (emu) is the source of this 3006-nucleotide messenger RNA. RefSeq lists its product as uncharacterized. Gene Ontology annotation, molecular function: actin filament binding; microfilament motor activity. The record is from RefSeq and is a predicted model, not a curated record. Gene Ontology annotation, cellular component: myosin II complex; cytoplasm; myosin filament. NCBI's taxonomy places the organism in Eukaryota, Metazoa, Chordata, Aves, Casuariiformes, Dromaiidae.